Caenorhabditis auriculariae is the source of this 1262-nucleotide messenger RNA. NCBI's taxonomy places the organism in Eukaryota, Metazoa, Nematoda, Chromadorea, Rhabditida, Rhabditidae. The record is from the annotation of a GenBank genome assembly.
AUGAUGCGGGUCGCGGCACAAAAACGGAAUGGCCGAACCAAGAAGAAACGAUCUUCUGUGGUUAGCAUGCAGUCGCUUUCAGUCGUCGACAUUACCAAUGAAAACGGGCACACUGAAAACGCCGUAUCACCGCCUAGGUCUAAGAUUCCGUCUAAGAAAGGGUACGUAGCUCUCAUAUUCGAUUUCAUUCUUUGGUAUUCGAUAUUUUACCAUUAUCCAAAAUCCAAUAAGUCAAUCUUCAAGCCUGUUGAGAGGCGGACAAGCUUUUUUUGCGGGACUCAGAAAAAUCUUUCUCUCUAAUCUAUUUUUUUAACUGAUUUUUUUAUUUGGAAUGAUAAUUGAAACGCCAUCAUUUCAGUUUCAUUAUUCCUUUGAGUCUGUUCGAAAUUAAUUAUGGUGUGGCGUAGUAAAUUUAUUUGUGAUACUUAAAAAAAAACCCUAGCGAGAGUUUUGAUAUUACUAAUACACUAUUAAACAUUUUAUUCAACCAAAAAUUCGAGAUUAAUGAAGUUCUCAAACAGUUAAUUUCCAGAAGAAGUUGCUUUUAAAUUUAAGGCUUCGGUUUUUAGAAGACAAGCCGUCAAAGAUGUCUCAAACCACAAAAUCACGGAGUUUUUCCCUGUUCGUCGGAGUAGUCGAAAAACGAGUAAACAGAUUGAGGUAAAUUUUUCAACCUUUAGCCAAAAAAAUGGAUUUCAGGAGGAAGAGCGGGAUGCUCUACGAGACGCCGUUUUGACCGGCGGAAACGAAAAGUUCCUCGAUGUAUAUAAGGAUCCUCUGAAGGGCCGUGGAAUACGCGCCGGGCGAAAUUUCGAAAAAGGAGACUUUGUCGUAGAAUACAAAGGUUUGUUUCAGCUAAGUUUCUCGUUAGAAUCUUCAUUGUUUCAGGGGAAAUGCUGGAGUAUUCGGCAGCAAAGACGCUGGAAGAAAAGUACGCGAACGACUCUUCGAUCGGCUCCUACAUGUAUUUUUUCACCUACAACAACAAGAAAUGGUGCAUCGAUGCGACCAAAGAAUCUCCUUACAAGGGACGACUUAUCAAUCACUCUAUGCUGCGGCCAAAUCUUCGCACCAAGGUUUGUAUUGAGAUUGAUUGAUCCUGAGGGAAAUAGCUUGCUUUUCAGGUUGUGGAAUUCGACGGGAAACACCAUCUGAUACUGGUAGCCAAGAGAAACAUUGAGAUCGACGAGGAACUUCUGUACGAUUACGGGGACCGAACUGCGGCGACGAUAGCGAAGAAUCCUUGGCUCAUAAACACGUAA